Rhagoletis pomonella (apple maggot) is the source of this 1926-nucleotide messenger RNA. RefSeq names its product putative nuclease HARBI1. Bases 290 to 1381 code for a protein of 363 amino acids. The record is from RefSeq and is a predicted model, not a curated record. The transcript is spliced from 4 exons. NCBI's taxonomy places the organism in Eukaryota, Metazoa, Arthropoda, Insecta, Diptera, Tephritidae.
AUCGAGAAAAAUUGCAGAGCAGUACUCUCUGAACUCAAAUGCCCUUCUGUAGUGCGAUUCGGUAACCUUUUUAACGACAUUCGCAGUGGCUAAUUUAGCUAAACGAUAAUUUUAAAGAUUUUGCUAUUCAAUAAGUACUUUCUUAUCGAUAUUCGAUAAGUGAAAAUCAGCUGUUUCGUUAACGAUUCGUUUAUGGUUAAGUUAUCGACAUCUCAUUUGGUGUUGUUAAGUUUGUGUUAACCAAACGAAUUUGCGCGCAAGUAAAUCAAAGUGAAUUUAAAUAAAAGAAAUGGCGUUCGAAUAUGUGGCGUAUAGUUUACACCGAAACUAUGGAGUCAGAAAUACCCCCACAGUGGAUCGGCGUUUGCUCCGCGACAUUCACGAUCCAUUUGAGCUGGCGCCUUCCGAGUUCCGGAAGCUAUAUCGUGUGGGCCCAGAGACUGCAAUGGAGCUCAUCCAGCGGCUGGAAAUCCAAUUGAAAGGUAAAAGGAUUACCUCAAUAUCGGCGGAAAAACAGGUUUUGUGUACACUACGCUUCUAUGCCACAGGAUGCUACCAACGGCCUGUAGGGGAACAGUGGGGCAUAUCAAUGAGCCAAUCAUCUAUAAGCCGUUGUAUACAUCGCGUAACUGAUGCCAUAAACAGUGGACUAUUUUUUGAGGAGGUUAAGUUCCCUAUGACGCAGGUGGACCGUCAAGCUGCCAAGGAUGUGUUUGCUUCAGCACCUGCGCCUUUCGUUGGAGGAACUAUUGGAGCGGUAGACUGCACGCAUGUUUCUAUUUUGGGUCCUAAAACUCAUGAGGAAGCAUACGUGAACCAUCAUGGCUAUCACUCGAUAAAUGUUCAAAUGAUAUGUGACCCAAAUUUAAAAGUACUCAACGUCAAUGCUAGGUUUCCGGGAGCACGACAUGACUCUUACAUUUGGAGUUCCUGUCCAGUGCGGCGAGUCAUGCAGAGAGCUUUUGACAAUGGAAACCGCAACAUGCUUUUGAUUGGCGAUUCUGGAUACCCCUUAGAGCCAUGGCUCAUGACGCCUUUACCGAACCAACCUGAGGGUACUCCUAAGUUUCGGUACAACGAGGCGCUAUGCAAAGCUCGAAAUCCAGUAGAGAGACUAUUUGGAGUGCUUAAAGGAACUUGGCGAUGUUUAUCACAACAACGAGUGUUACUCUACGAUCCUGGUUUUGCUGGUAAGGUUGUAAAUGCGUGCUCAACCUUGCAUAAUAUCCGUUUGCGCGAGCAAAUAAAUGAAGUCGAUAAUAAUAUAAUAUUAGAAGUAGAAACACGUGUACAUGCAGACGGUACCGACUAUAAUUCAAAUUCGGUAUCUUCCAUGGGAAAACGUGUCCAAGACCGAUUAAUUAGUAAUUUUUUCUCCUAAAUACUUUUGUUUUUUGGGCAUUUCAUCUAAAAUUAUAAACGCCUCGUAUCCACGUAAACUUAAUUAAUUUUGUAUCGUAAACCAGUUUAUUUACAAGUUACGAGGCAUUUAUGCUUUUAGAUGAAUACCCAUUUUAUUUUAAAUUUACAUGUUUAUCUUCGCACUAGUUUUGUCUUCUUAAUACUUAAAGUUUUUUCUUUUAAAUUUACUUACAAUCACUCACAGAAGUUUUCGUAUUAUCGUUUUUCACAAUAUUAAAAAUACUUUGAAUAUUGAACUAUUUUUGCAAAUUUGUAUUCAAAAUAUACCUCAUUCUAUAAAAAAAACCUUAGGAAUCAAUCUUGUUAACUUUGUACAAUGUUCACAGAAAUUUAUCAAACUUAAAAAAACGUUCAUCAAAAUUUCAAACUCUUUAUUCAGAAUCUUAGAAAAUUUUCGAGUAUGUAGUUUUGUAGCCCAUUCAAUUUCAGUAGGGUAAAAUUCAAGUUUGAUGUCGCUACAAAAUACCGUUCAUAUUUGAGAUUUUUUUUUCGAGGGUGUUCAGC